AGGUAGAUAACAGCUAAUUGCUAGCCUGUGCAUAAAUGCGUGUCAUCAGCGUAUAUACAGUCUCACACACCAAAGAAGUGAUCCCUGCCAUAUGUCAUGCAUAAUUUUUUUUCCACUUUUUCGUCUAAAGAACGAGUAACUACUAAUACCAAGUUGGUGCCACGAUUUUGUAGUCUCCGAUCAUCCCCUGGUCUCUCCGCGAUAUCCCCACGCUUUCAACUUUUUCUUGGCACGUAUACAUAUAAACAGACCCACAUCUGCAAUCUCAACCACAACCUCUCUAUAUCAAUAUCCCCACCCUUCUUAAAAUUCACUAAGUCCUUAAAAUCUCCACAUUCUAGCUUACCUAUAUAUGUAAUAUGGCUGAUGACCAUAACAACUCACCUACGCAACAACGUCGACUAGACCAACCCUUUCAGCCACCAGUGCCAGCCCUUGACACUCCCCAUCCUCCCACCGAGCAGUACCCAUUGGACCAAGUCCAACAUUCGCAACCUAUUCACACGUGUGAAUCUCCCUCAGCUAAGCCACUUCAAUCUCCAAAGCCCGCCAUGGCCUCGAGUUCUUCAAGCAGACACCCAAUCUAUCGUGGAAUUCGGAGCCGUAGCGGCAAGUGGGUCUCGGAAAUCCGAGAGCCACGCAAGACCACACGUAUAUGGCUGGGCACGUUCUCCACCCCGGAGAUGGCCGCUGCCGCCUAUGAUGUGGCCGCGCUAGCACUAAAAGGUGGCGAUGCAGUUCUCAAUUUCCCUGGGUCAGUUGGUUCGUACCCAGUUCCGGCCUCUACAUCGCCCCUUGACAUACGUAGCGCUGCUGCAGCAGCAGCCGCAUUGAAAAAGGCUGAAUCGAGUGACAAUCAGAGACUCGGGCAGCAGUUCUCACGAAGCGAUGGCAAUACUAUGCAUGAAUCAGGUUUAACAUCUGGGGACGAGUUUUUGGAUGAGGAGGCCAUAUUUGGCAUGCCAAAUCUGCUGGUGGACAUGGCUGAGGGAAUGUUGGUGCCCCCACCGAGAAUAAAUUCAUCGGAUGACUCGCCGGGAGGUUCAGAUGGAGGAGAGAGUUUAUGGAACUAUUUUUGAGAUUGCUCCAGUCAUUCCAGUAAACGUUAUGCAAAAUCUGAAAGUAGAAUAGAAAAGGGAAUAGAAACUACGAAAAUGCCUUUGCACUCCGUCCCGGUCAUCAAAUAUAAAUGAGGUAAUAGAAUUAGGUCGAAGGAAACCAUGAUCACAAGGUUACUGAUAAAUAGGUAAUCAGCACAGUGAUUUUCGAACACGUACGUUAAUAGAGUUUUGGGACGAUAUUGGCCGUAGUGAAUAGAUUUUUGUUUUGCUUGUUUUUGUUUCUGUGUGUAUGUACUUACAGAAGUUGGGUGUUUGCAUCUUUGUGAGAUUAUCUUCUCUCAAUAUUGUGGCAAAUAUUGUUGGAUGACAUAAUUGUUUGCCUCUGUGGGAAUAUAGCUGCCGUGGGCCAUGUUUUCUU
Messenger RNA from Carya illinoinensis, 1479 nucleotides. RefSeq names its product ethylene-responsive transcription factor ERF027-like. Bases 360 to 1079 code for a protein of 239 amino acids. NCBI's taxonomy places the organism in Eukaryota, Viridiplantae, Streptophyta, Magnoliopsida, Fagales, Juglandaceae. The record is from RefSeq and is a predicted model, not a curated record. Gene Ontology annotation, biological process: regulation of DNA-templated transcription. The transcript has a single exon. Gene Ontology annotation, molecular function: DNA-binding transcription factor activity; DNA binding.